AGCAGCUAGAGGAAGACAAGGGGAAGGAUGCCGGCCGCGGCUGGGGACGGGCUCUUGAGCGAGCCGCCCGCGCCAGGCUCGGGUCUGGGAGGAGGAGAAGACGGCGGCGGGGAAGACGCGAAGCCUCCUCUGGCCUCGGCGGGAAGUUUCCUCCCAGCUUGGGUGAGCGCGGUGUCCAGGGAGCAGCUCCGUGACUUCCAGCACAACAAACGGGUCGGCAACUACCUCAUCGGCAGCAGGAAGCUGGGGGAAGGCUCCUUCGCCAAAGUGAGAGAGGGACUGCAUGUGCUGACCGGAGAAAAGGUGGCAGUGAAAAUUAUUGACAAGAAGAGAGCCAAAAAGGACACUUAUGUCACAAAAAACCUAAGACGAGAGGGGCAGAUCCAGCAAAUGAUCCGGCACCCCAACAUCACUCAACUACUUGAUAUCUUAGAGACAGAAAAUAGCUAUUACCUGGUAAUGGAGCUGUGUCCUGGUGGCAACCUGAUGCACAAAAUAUAUGAGAAAAAAAGACUGGAGGAGCACGAAACUCGCAGAUACAUCAGGCAGCUUAUCUUAGCAGUAGAGCAUCUUCAUCGGGCAGGAGUAGUCCACAGAGACUUGAAGAUAGAAAAUUUGCUGCUAGAUGAAGACAACAAUAUCAAGCUGAUUGACUUUGGCUUGAGCAACUAUGCAGGCAUCUUGGGUUACUCAGAUCCUUUCAGUACCCAGUGUGGCAGCCCAGCUUAUGCAGCUCCAGAACUUCUUGCCAGGAAAAAAUAUGGCUCCAAAAUAGAUGUCUGGUCCAUAGGUGUGAAUAUGUUUGCUAUGUUAACUGGAACACUGCCUUUCACCGUGGAGCCCUUCAGUCUGAGAGCUUUAUACCAAAAGAUGGUGGACAAAGAAAUGAACCCCCUCCCUACUCAACUCUCUCCCGCAGCCACAAACUUCCUAAGAUCUCUACUAGAACCAGAUCCUGCAAAGAGACCGAACAUUCAGCAAGCACUGGCAAAUCGUUGGCUUAAUGAGAAUUGUCCCGGGAAAGCUCCAUAUAACAUCACAUAUCCAAACAGGAUUCACCUAGAAGACUUGAGCCAAAGUGUGGUACUUCACAUGACUGAAAAGCUCGGGUACAAAAAUAGCGAUGUGAUCAACAGUUUGUCCAACAGGGCUUGCCACAUCCUUGCCAUCUACUUCCUGCUAAACAAGAAACUUGAACGCUAUUUGUCAGGCCUUAGAAAAUCGAACAUUCAGGACAACAUUUUCUACAAGAACCAGCUCUAUCAGAUAGAAAAAUACAACGUGAAUAAAGAAUCUUGUGAGGACAAAAAGCUUAAAGAGCAAGAGAAGAAAGGGGAUUUUCUUCAUCGACCAUUUCCAAAAACACUAGAUAAAAACCUGACUUCAUACAAGCAGCCAUCUGCUUGUCUCAUCACACAGAUUCAAAACACCAAGGCCAGAAAGGACCAGAAAGCUACCAAGCCUACUUUCCCAGAAAAAGAUUCAUUUCGUGGCCUUAGCCCCUUCCACGAAGCUGCUGUAGGAGCCAAGACUGGGUGUAUUGCUUCUUGUUCCUUGGAAUAUCUAGAAAUUCAGCAUCCCAGGACCCCAAGAAUUAUGAAGAAGCAGGAGCUUCAUCAGCAAGAACCUGCAAGCAUGGGGAUCCAGUCAAAGGAAGCUCAUUUAAUCCUAGAUGUUGUGCGGUCUUUUGAAUCUGUUGAUCGAGAGGACCAAAUAGAACUGCUCUCUCCAACUCAUCACUAUAGGAUUUUGAGUUCACCAGUGAACAUUUUACGAAGAAACUCUAAUGAGAGGACAUUAUCCCCAGUCUUACCACUGGGGAGCAUCUCCCCUAGCAAAGCUCCCACUCAUUCUACUCCAGUCUCUUUUGCCUGUGAAGAAAAAAAUAGCCCUUCAAGGGAAGAGGGUAUGUGUUCCCCUCCAGCAGUUCCUCCUAAUGGCACCACACAUCCUCUGGGGAGUCCAAAUUGUGUGAAAAGUAGAGGCAGGUUUCCCAUGAUGGGAGUUGGACAAAUGUUGAGAAAGAGAAAUCAGACUAUUCAGUCCUCUGCUGACAAGCCUUUGGAGACCCGGCUGCCUCCACUACAUCAGAUUAAUCCAGGAAACAUUUCAUUUGAUACCAAUGACAGCGUGAAAGGCCAAUGUUAAUUUAGGUCAUCAGAGUUCUAGUGUCUUAGGAUUUGAACAUUUCACCACAAAGGGAAAGUAUUGUUACAUAACUCUGCAUAUCUGCCAGAGUGUUAUGUCUGGGGAAUCUUGUAUUGAUUGUCUUUUACAGGCUUAUUUUAUGAGAUGAGAGAUAGAUAAGCUCUUGAUAUAUUUUGUGUUUAAAAAAAAAAACAACAGUUGAAGUUCAUCCAUGUUUCUGAAGCCUAUACAGAAAAGCAUAUUGGGGGAGGGGGAGGAAUUUGAUAUAUCAUUCAACCCCUCUUCCUUCAUCACCAUCCCCUUUGGAGUAAGAACUUUUAUGUAUUGACAGUCUAUGUGUAUCAGAUUAACCAGAUAAUUGUUAGGUUUCUCCUUAAUUUUGUCUCAUGUAGACACUGCCAACAUCUCUGUGUUUCUGAGUGGAAUCUUCUCAUUCUACUAUAUGUCAUAAUCAUGUGUAAACAGCUAUAUCAAAAAAGCAUUCAGUUGGCAGAAAAGUUUGAUUCACAAAAGCUUUCUAUUUUUAGCGAAGUAGUCCUUGAUUUUGCAAUGGAGUGACUCCAUUACAAUGUCAUGGAAUUCCAGUAAGCUAAGAACUAGAGUUCAUUGCUCUGGUUUGUUGACACAGGAUAUCACAAUUAAGAGAUACAGGCAACCUUGAUGCACUGUUGAGCCACAGACGCAAGACAGAGCCACCUCCCCAGAGAAAGGGCUGUUGGACUGAGAAUGAACUGAAUUUCAAGAAUUAAGAUGGGAAAGAAGACAGGAACUCUGCUCUCUAGAGCAAGGUUUUGCCAAAGGUUUCUGUUGUUGUUUGGUUUGAGGUGUUUGACCCUCCUCCCAUCCUUACCUGAAACUAGUUAAUGGGUGAAUCAUUUCUUUUUCUUUUAAAAAUUUUUAUUACGAAAUUCAUAUCAACAAACAUAGACAAAGAACAGAAGACGACUGUAUAUGUAACUAUGAACUUCUGUUAGUACAGUUUGUGUUUUAAGUUUAACAUGGUAGUGACAAAAAUGUCCUAUUUGUGCCCCUUUUUGAAAUUCCUUCUGCUCUUAUGUGUAUUUUUUAAUGUCUUGCUGUUAGUCCAUUCUUUUUUUUUCCUUCCUAUCACUAUUCACUGAUCCUCUCCCCACCUCAGCUUCCAAAAUAGCAAACCACUCUUUCACAAAGGAAAUUUUCAUCAUGAGAUACUGAACACAAAUAGCAUAACUAUUUUAGAAGUUGUUUGGUAAGCUAAAAAAUGAUUCUACUAAGCUCAACAUGGUUUCACUGGGAACUUUAAAAAGGUUGCUAAAGGUUAUAGUCCUUGAGAUGGAAGGGACUUUACCAACAGCUUCAUCUUAAAGAGAAAGAAACAGAGAUUGUUCACCAAUCACAUAGUAAGAAAGAGAGCUGGAACCCAGUCUUCUUUUGGCUAGGCAGCUAGGUGGUGGAAUAGAUAAUAGAGUGCUUGGCUUGGAGUCAGAAAGACCUGAAU
This is a messenger RNA of Phascolarctos cinereus (koala), 3625 nucleotides long. It is a transcript of the gene HUNK, whose product is annotated as hormonally up-regulated Neu-associated kinase. Gene Ontology annotation, biological process: protein phosphorylation; intracellular signal transduction. NCBI's taxonomy places the organism in Eukaryota, Metazoa, Chordata, Mammalia, Diprotodontia, Phascolarctidae. Gene Ontology annotation, molecular function: protein serine/threonine kinase activity; ATP binding. The record is from RefSeq and is a predicted model, not a curated record. Gene Ontology annotation, cellular component: cytoplasm.